CUGAUCUGGAAGGUCCGCUGGUGUCUGCAGAGAAAAUGAUAACUUCCAAAACAUUUAGUUUGUUUCUUCAAUACUAGAGGAGAAAAAGUCUUUCAUCCUUUGGUGAUGUAUCAUCGUGUUUUCGUGGUUGCCAGUCUGCUGUCCUCUUAUAUGGGUGGAACCCCUGCUCAUAGUCAGCCAGUGCAGGUUCUUGCCUUUGCUGGUGGAGAUGUUAUUCUACCAUGCAGAUUCAAUAUCUCUGACAAGGAAGACUUUCCGACUGUUGAGUGGUCCAAGGAAGGCUUGAAGCCAGAUGUUGUCUUCUUGUACCGGGAUGGUUGUGAGGCCUACGAGAUGAAGAAUCCAGCCUUCGAGUACAGGACGAGCCUCAUCAUGAAAGCGCUCAAAGAUGGAAACAUCUCAUUACGGAUCUCCAAUGUGCAGGUUUCUGAUACUGGAAAGUACCAAUGCCUCACAUUCCAGAAAAAUGUCGCCAGGAAGGUUACAACAGUGGCGCUGGAUGUGGUGGCCGUUUCUGAGCCAAAGCUUUCAGUGAUUUCAGCGGAGGGCAGUGACAUAGCACUGCAUUGUGAAGCAAACUGCUGGCUGCCAGAGCCUGAGGUAACAUUUCUGGAUGACAAUGGAAACAACAUCUAUGGGGAAAACCCCAAAGGAGAACAAGACGCCCAUGGAUGUUUCACUGUGACACAAAGAGCUACUCUGCAAAGAGCCACCAGCAGUGUCACCUGCAGAGUUCAUCAACCACAGUUUUACCAGACCAGGGAAACAACGAUCCUCAUAACAGGUGUCUGCAUGAAGUCUGAUGUUCAAACUAUUGCCAUCGCCAUCGGAGGAACAGCUGUGUGUUUCUUAGUUGCAGGUGGCUUCAUUGCCCUUUUAUGCAACAAAUGCUUCAGAUUUGCUAUUGUAAAGCAGCCAGUCAACAGAAAGCCAUUGAAUCAAAGAUUUGUCCAACCAACGAGAGUUAACAGCACAGACAAUUUGGUAAAUGGCAGCACUGGGCAGAUGAAAAGAGAGUUGGAGUUUUUUAUGGAAGAUGAGACCCGAAAACUACAGGACAACAAAGUUAUUCUCUACAACAGUGGAACAACUGUCCAGUGCCAUUCCACAACCACAGCAGACAUUUCAAAACCCUCCAAACUAUUCUUAACUCAUGGCCCUGACAACAAAAACUUGACCAGUGUGCACAAUCCAAACUCAUCUUCAGCUUCAACCAGCGUUAACACUCUAAAAUCUGACAACUUACCCAAAAGCUGGGGUUCAAGCUUUGCUAUCAAUAGGCAAAACAGCUUUCCAGCACCUGGCCACCGAUCUCAAAGUAAGCACUGCAUUUGCAGCAGUCCAGAUAUUUUCCAACUACAUUCAGCAACAUCCAACUCUUAUUCUGCUCUCAAUGGGUAUCUGACCUAUUCCAGUGUCUCACCCCAUCAAAGCACCCGCCUUCCUCAGCGUAGGCACUCAGUACUUCCACAGUUAGCAGAAUGUAAUAACCGUCACAGCCUCCUGAGAAAUUUACCUGAAGAAGAUGAACAGAAAAGUUUAUUAAGACAUGAAAAGUAAAGGAAAUGUAAGCUGUACAUUGCAAGCAUAUGUGCAUGGCAAGACAAUACUCACUUGGUUCAAAUGAUUAAAACUCCUUAACUGAGCAAUAACUAGGAGCUGAAAUUUAACACCAGUGAUGGAAGCGAUGAGUAGGAACUUAACAGUCAGCUUCAGUGUCUGCUGUGAUGUAAAUGUUGCACUUGUUUUUGUGGUGCCUCAGUGUUGCCCCUGGAUGAUCUACAGAAGGUGGUUGGGAAAAAGGAGAGCUGGGCAUCUUUGUUUAGACUGUUGCCUCUGGGCCUGGAGUCAAAUAAGCAGAAAAAUGGACAUAUAAUUUGAAAAGAACUGAGCCAGCCUGGUGGUUUACCUGUGUUUCUAGUAUACUAAGCUAACUUGAUACAGGUACAGGCUUGUCCUUUGAAUGUUUUUUAAUAUUUAGCAUGAUUUCUUUUCUUUUUUUUUUGGCAAUACCAGUCAUAAAAUGGGACCCAACCAUGAUGUGUGGUGCUUGUGAUUCUGUUGCUUAUAUAUAGAAGGCUCUUUCUUUUAACUUUUAUAUUAAGGAUUGGGGCUAGUUUGUAUGUUAUUGUUUGUUUUGAGGGGAAGAAAAAAAAAAGUUCUUUGUUAACAUUGUUAACACUUUGUUAACAUACAGGAGUGUCUUUUCCAAUAAACCGAAUAAUUUUACUUCACUUUCUUCUUUCACUUUCAAGCCUUUUUUUGCUUGUUAUUGUAUUUUUGUGCAUAGUGUUACGUAUUAAUGCGUUUGAUACAUUAACCUUUUUGUUCUUCAAUUAAAAAUAUUUCCAAAUAUCUUUUUGCAUAAACUGUGCAAAUGGAAAUUGAUGUCUUUGUAUUUUUAUAAUUGAAACUUUAGACAUUGAGCUCUGUGUCAGUAGCUGAUGUAAAAGAAAAUGUUUCUGUUAUCUUUAAAAAAAAAAAAUCCAAAUGAUAUCAUUAUUGUUUGCUAAUGUUUUGCACAAGGUCAUUUGUGCCUUUGUUUCCUGCCUUGAUUAUUCCAGUGUUCUUUCUGCUGGCAUGAAUCAGAGCUCAUUUCACUGACUUCACUUUAUACUGAUGAAAUGCUUUUAUCGCUGCCCAGAUUUUAACUGUCAGAUGAUCACACCAGGAACACUAACCCAGAUGUUAAGUGUUUAUUUAUUUUAUUGUAUUUUUUUGUAUCUAUAAUGUAUAUUGAUGUAAAUCUUUAGUGUUACUUUUAUGUCUUCAACUGUCUGUGUAUGGUUGUUAUUAUUAUUAUUAUUAUUAUUAAAAAGUUGUAGUUUGUAAAGUUUGUAGGACAUUUGUUGAAUUUGCACACACUGACGACAAAGACUGUACCCAUUUGUGUUUGUGUUUUUCAAUGUAUCAAAGUCUAAACUCUCUUAGGCAAUGUUUCUUCUAAUUUCUUUGGGUAGUCUUCAAGAAUACUCUCCAGGCUUCCUGAAGGCCAUUUAAAGUCAAAUAUAACCACUUGCACCCGUUCAUAUGUUUUCCCAACGCAUUGUCAUGUGACUUGUGUUAUCCGUGUGUAUAUAUUCGGAUUGGAGCGCCCUCGUGUGCAGGAAGAAAAUGUUCACUCACACUCACAAAUAGAAAGAAAGAGAGAAAAAAGGUCAAGCCCUCAAGUGGCAAGUUCAGUCCAUUGUGUGUCCACUGUGUUACAGUUAAACUGGUAGCACUUGCUCAUUUUAUUUGUUUUAUGUCCAUUAAACCAGCAAAU
Messenger RNA from Oreochromis aureus, 3265 nucleotides. RefSeq names its product butyrophilin-like protein 2. NCBI's taxonomy places the organism in Eukaryota, Metazoa, Chordata, Actinopteri, Cichliformes, Cichlidae. Bases 106 to 1560 code for a protein of 484 amino acids. The record is from RefSeq and is a predicted model, not a curated record. The transcript is spliced from 6 exons.